AUGCAUACCUCACUACGAGCCAUCGCAUUCGGCGUCGCGCUCCUCAUCUCAGGAACUUCGGCGACCGUCUCCCUCUCCAGCUUUACGCCGCGCAUCAACAACAUCGGCAACACACAGUGCGAGUCCGCAUACAACACCCUCAUCAAGGGCUGCCAGGCGAGCGACUUUGGCGGAGAUGUCGUCUGCAGCGCCGCAUGCAUCCGAGGACUACAAGAGAUUACACAGCUGGUGCAGAGGUCAUGUAGUGGCGUCAGAGUAGACCAAUCGAGCAUCAUUGGCGUCUUCCAGUCCGGCAUUGGCAUCAAGUCGCUACGCCGCAUCGAGUUCCACAACCGCAGCGAGGACUACAACAGCGGCGCAGAGCACACAAGCUGCGACUUCAAGGGCAUCGACAUCGGCUACUCCCGCGCCCUCCUCAUCUUCGGACACAACUUCCUCUACAUUGGAUACACAGUCUUCAGCGGCGCAGUCGUCAACAUCCUCAUCGACAGGCCUGGUUGUGGACCCAAGCCCAACUUCGGUCGCUGGUUCGUCACCGACGGGUGACGCUCAAUCACCAGCUUCGUCGACUGGUGCAGGGCGGCCGAACCAGCUACAGCUGUCGAACCAGGACUCCGGAGGUGGAUCACCGUUUGACGUCCAAUCGACGGGCGAUUCUUCACGGACAACGAUAGAUGUCAUGCUGGCAUCAUUCGUCGGCACCGCGCUACUGUUCGUCGCAUGCGCAUAGAACGAUCCACCUUCUUUCAUUUGUUUAUCAGCAUCACGACAUGGCGUUGGAGGAAAGUUUCCUUCGGAGGAUAUGUAUUAUACCCAUAUGAGAGCAGCAAUAAGUGCUGAGGACUAGCGGUUGUACAAAACGAAGCAGGAGGAAUGAAGAGUACAGUCACAGCCAAUUGUACAGAUACAAACACGAAGCGUAAAAAUAAUGAACGAACA
This is a messenger RNA of Parastagonospora nodorum SN15, 939 nucleotides long. RefSeq lists its product as hypothetical. NCBI's taxonomy places the organism in Eukaryota, Fungi, Ascomycota, Dothideomycetes, Pleosporales, Phaeosphaeriaceae. The record is from RefSeq and is a predicted model, not a curated record. Bases 1 to 546 code for a protein of 181 amino acids. The transcript is spliced from 2 exons.